Danaus chrysippus (African queen) is the source of this 1818-nucleotide messenger RNA. The record is from the annotation of a GenBank genome assembly. NCBI's taxonomy places the organism in Eukaryota, Metazoa, Arthropoda, Insecta, Lepidoptera, Nymphalidae.
AUGAAUAUCGCUCGUAAAAUAUGUUCAAUACGCUAUUCUCACGUUCAGCGGAAUGUUCACAGAAAGUAUAGAAUUUCUAGUGUUAACUAUGAAUCUACGAAAGCCGAAACUCAGAUACAAGAAGAGAAGUUUGAUUUUGAAGAUCUCAAAGUACUGGAGAGGGUGGAGCGACGAAAAGCAGCUAUUCCACCGUUCAUGAAAAACGUUUUUCUCUCGAUUUUCAAUCGCGAUUUGCUUGCAUAUCCUGAAAUUUUAAACAAAGAGGAAUCUACAGCUUUGGAUAACAGAGUUAGUAUAAUACAAAAGACUUUUGAAGAUCCGAAUUCCACUGAAGAUGAGAGAAGAGAUGUUCUGAGUAGAACUGGCAUGUUUGGAGCGCCCGUAGCUCUCACAGAUGGCGGGUUAGCCAUGAAUUAUACUGAAAGUCUACGUUAUUUAGACGUUAUAAGUAACGACUUACAACUCAGUCAGGAAUUAAGCGAUCACUGGGUCUGUUUGAAACUACUAAAGAUAGGCUUAACAUCUGAUAACUAUCAAAAAAUCAUUAGUGAUUUGAUGACUGGUGAUUCAACUAUAGGUGUGUGUGUGCAAGAGAAAAUAUCGGAUAGAGUGCUGCAAGCCGAUUUCCGGACUAGUGCUGUCUUAAAUCAGCAUGGUGUAUGGGUGAUAAAUGGUGAGAAAAUAUGCAAGACACAAACCAAAUAUGUAAUCGUACUUUGUCUAACCGAAGGCAUGAAGUUGAAAGCUUUUCUCGUCCAUCCCAAUGCCUCCGGAGUGAAUUACAAGGAAAACUAUGUUUCAUUUAAGGAUACACCUGGUACCCCAUUAACUGAAGCUACAGAAGAACAGCUCUCAAAGACACUCGGUAUGACAAGACUGUACACAGCAAAUCUCUGUCGGAACAAUUUGAUGAAGAGCAUGAAGGCCAGCGUUGAAUAUGUUCGAACAAGGUUCAUCAGUGGUAAGCCUCUAUCCCAGAUGCCAACAAUACGUUCUCAGAUUGGGAAUACGUUGAUGGAUAUAUACGCUUCGGAGAGCGCGGAAUAUUUCACAGCUGGUCUCCUAGAUGGGUAUAUGGACCCAGAUGCUGAAUUGGAAGUGGCGAUGAAUUUCAUCGCUAAUCACGCGCAGUCGCAAAUCCUGAAGCUGUUAGCGAUCCAGGGUGUUGAAAGACCACGGGAAUGUUUGCAUCUGCUUGAUGAGAUGAGGAAGCUGUCCUUCCGCGGAGAAACCUUGGAAAACGUCAAUAUGUUUAUAGCAAUCAACGGUAUCCAUCACGCCGGUAGGAAUAUGGCGAACGACGUCAAAAAACUACGGAAUCCGCUAUUCAAUCCAUCGUUUAUCUUGAAGAAGAUUAUCGCUGACAGAAAUCAGGAGAGGGACGAACCUAAACUGGACCUAUACUUAUCGGAAGACCUCCAUCCAACAUUGAAGAAACCUUCAGAACAGUUGGAAUACUGCGUUCUCAGGAUGAGGUACAUAGUGGAAUCAUUAAUGAGCAGAUACGGAACGGACGUGGUUAUGGCUAGCACUGAGUUGAACCGAUUGGCUGAAGCGUCUACCGAAAUAUACGUUAUGGCUGCAGUACUGGCGAGGGCUUCUAGGUCAUAUUGCAUCGGAUUGAGGAACGGGGAGUUUGAGAUGAAACUUGCAGCUUGUUUCGUUGAAAGCACCAAAGAUCAUGUUAAGAAAUUACUCUUAGAUAUAGCGGAAGGGGAGUACAUUAACUUGGACCACUUCAGAAUUAACUUUGGGAAGACAGUCUUCGAGAAUAAGGGCCUAUUGGUAGAAAAACCUACAGCAAGGGUUUUUUGGUAG